GGGCGGCCGGGCCGGGAUCGAGCGGGGCUUGCCAGCCCUGCCUGCUUUAUAGAAUAUUUUUCAUCGCUUGGAUGCUUCAUUUUGAGCCAGUGACCCGAGCAGGAGCUGAGCUGAUCCCUUGGUGCAGCAGUUUUGGGGCUGGGGACACAGCCCAGGUGUGCAGGAGGAGCAGGCAGCCUCUCUCCCUGAGGCCCAUCCAGGCUGAUGCCCCCGCUCUGAGCACACCCAGAGGGUGCCCUCCGGGGCCGGAUCCCGGGCAGGAUGAGGAUCGUGGUGGCCAAGGUGCUGUGCCUGCUGGGGAUCUGUGUGCUGGUGCUGGCCGGGGCCCUGCUGCCCGUCAGGCUGAUCGAGGCCGACCACGAGAAGGCUCAGCGCUCCCGCCGCCUGCUGGCGCUCUGGAACUCCUUCGGGGGCGGUGUCUUCCUGGCCACGUGCUUCAACGCGCUCCUGCCCGCCGUCAGGGGCAAGCUCGAUGAGGUUCUCAGACAGAACAACGUGACCACGGACUACCCGGUGGCCGAGACCAUCAUGAUGGUCGGCUUCUUCCUGUCGGUCUUCGUGGACCAGCUCUUCCUGAGCUUGCAGAAGGAGAAGCCGUCCUUCAUCGACCUGGAGACCUUCAACGCGGGCUCGGACGCGGGCAGCGACUCGGAGUACGAGAGCCCCUUCAUGGCGUCCCCGCGCGGGCGCGCGCUCUACGGGGAGCACGGCCCGCACUCGCACGGCCUGCACCUCCCCGAGCUCGCCCGCUGCGGCCCCCGCCGCCUGCUGGGGCUGGUCUUUGCCCUCUGCACCCACUCCAUCUUCGAGGGUUUGGCGCUGGGCCUGCAGGAGGACGGAGGCAGAGUGGUCAGCUUGUUCCUGGGAGUGGCCGUGCACGAGACGCUGGUGGCCGUGGCCUUGGGCAUCAGCAUGGCCAAGGCGUCGCUGGCGCUGAGGGAUGCGGCCAAGCUGGCGGUGGCCGUGUGCCUGAUGAUCCCGCUGGGCAUCGGGGUGGGCAUGGGCAUCGAGAGCAGCCGCAGCGCCGCGGGCAGCAUCGCCUCCCUGCUGCUGCAGGGCGUCGCCGGCGGCACCUUCCUCUUCGUCACCUUCUUCGAGAUCCUGGCCAAGGAGCUGGAGGAUAAAAGCCACCGGCUGCUCAAGGUGCUGUGCUUGGUGCUGGGCUACACCGCGCUGGCCGGGCUGGUGCUCGUCCCGUGGUGAGCCGAGAGCCUCAGGAAGCCGAGGGAGCAAAACCUCACCUCUCCCCUCCCACGGCGCCGGGAGGAGCCGCCCCUUUCACCGCUGGAACAGCCCAACCCGGGCGGAGUUUCCAUGAUGACCUGGAGGAGGAGAAUCUCUUCCCAUGUGCUCAGAGUGAGGAAUAUCCCGAGGGAUUGUCCCUGCCCGAGGGGCUGCAGGGAAUAGCGGACACAAACGUUAAAGAUCUGGGUAAAUUCUGCUUCCAAGAG
Molecule: messenger RNA, 1451 nt
Organism: Agelaius phoeniceus (red-winged blackbird)
Lineage: Eukaryota; Metazoa; Chordata; Aves; Passeriformes; Icteridae
Gene: SLC39A3
Product: solute carrier family 39 member 3
Biological process (GO): zinc ion transmembrane transport
Cellular component (GO): plasma membrane
Molecular function (GO): zinc ion transmembrane transporter activity
Source: RefSeq, a predicted model, not a curated record